GUUCCUUCUUCUCCAAUCAAAUAACAACCAUAACAACAAUAAUUACUUUGUCCAUCCUUCUAAACCAAGCAAAAUUACUUGCCUACCACUCUCUUGCCUUUUGUUUUUUCUUUUUUCUUUCUCAUCUCGUCUCAUUCUCUCUUAUCUUAAUAACAAUGAGCAAUAAUAUCGCCAACCACACUGAUAAUGCUGAUUUUGAAUCUCAAGUAUUAAUCAGCUUGCCAAUUGAUUCAAAACAAGAUAAAACUGAUAAUACUAAUAGUUCAAAAAUCGAUUCAGACUCAAUCAAUAAAAAUAACUUGAACAUAACCACGACAGAACUACCAAACUCUUUACCAAGCUCAAUACCAAACUCAAGAAGAUCUUCAACUAGCUUAACUAACAAAAUUGACACCAAGUCUAUUGUUUCUGCUGCUACUAAUAACAAAAACAGCAUAAUGAUCUCUUAUAAUCAUGCUCCAAGCAAUUCUUCUUCUUUCUCUCUAUCCUCCUCAUCCUCAACUGAAGAUGUAAACUCUCUUCACAAAAAUGUCAUCAACCAAAAAGACACCAAUUUCGACUUUCCACAAACUAACAAGAAAAAACUAAACUCAAUUCAAAAAAAAUUAGUCAUCCCAUUUCACAGAAUCAUUUUGGCAAUGCUCGACCAAGUCUCUGGCAAAAAUCAUAUAGCAAAAGUCAUUCAAUUCACCAUAAGACUAUUGCUCAUGUACUCUGACCACAUUAUCAAAAAAUACUCAAACAAUAAUAUCAAAUUGAAAAAUUCCCUCUUCUUAAGAACAAACCUAUUACUCUCAACCCAAAUCUUCUAUAGAUUAAAAGAUGCUCCUCCAUUUAUCUCACUAUACAGACAAUUCCUAAGAGUGGGUAAAACCCCCUUUAGAUUCUUGGAUUUUUACAACUAUUUUUCCUCAAACACUCUUAAGAACCCAAAUGCCAAAAAUAUAAAUAACAAUAACUUUCCAAACUUCUUAUUCUCCGAUAAAUUCCUAUCUCUAUCCAUAGGAACCUACUAUGGUAUCUUUGAUGAAAUUUCCCUCUUCUUUAAGUUAGGUAUACUAAAGGAUAAAAAACUAAAAAAAAGAGUAUCUUAUCAUGAAUCCUUUUCCUGGUACUUGGAUAUUCUUUUCACUUUGAAAAAUCAACUUCGCGAUUACUCCAUCUUGCAAAAUAAAAAACAACACCUAUCAAUCGAGAAAAAAAUUAAAUUAAGAACUCUAUACCAUUCAAGAGAUUUGGUAUCCUCAACUUCAAUAUCCUCAAAUUUAACCAACUCCUUCUCAUUCUCUUCUCCUUCUCUACAUAACAACAGAAAUCCAAGACGUUCCACUUCCAUCGAUAACUUGAAGCACAUUGACGAAAAACUAGUCCAACUUGAUUACGAAAUCAAAAUGAUGAAACUAUCGUUAUUAAAAACGUUAUGUGAUUUUUAUUUUGAUUCCGUUGAUUUAUUCAAUUUAAAAUUUAAUCCUUUUUUCUACACAAUCUCGGGUUUCGGCGCAGGGUUUCUCUCUGCUUUAAAAGUUUAUAUUGAAACUAAAAGAGAUUUGGAAAAUAAAUAAAUCAAUAAAUAAUUGCACAAGUAUCCAAAUCACCAAAAUUCAUCUUUUCAAAUCCUAUAAUACCAAAUCUUGUAUUAAUAACAAUAUUGUUUAAUUAGCCUCUAUUAAAAUAUUUUUUUUUCACUUUUACAGUCUUUCUCUUCUCAUGCUUCUAUUCUUAUAUCUUAUUCAAUCUGCUAUU
Messenger RNA from Ascoidea rubescens DSM 1968, 1743 nucleotides. RefSeq lists its product as uncharacterized. Lineage: Eukaryota; Fungi; Ascomycota; Saccharomycetes; Ascoideales; Ascoideaceae. Gene Ontology annotation, cellular component: peroxisomal membrane. The record is from RefSeq and is a predicted model, not a curated record. The transcript has a single exon. Gene Ontology annotation, biological process: regulation of peroxisome size; peroxisome fission. The coding region runs from base 156 to 1562 and encodes 468 amino acids.